Gastrolobium bilobum is the source of this 525-nucleotide messenger RNA. Its product is annotated as F-box/LRR-repeat protein At4g14096-like. The record is from RefSeq and is a predicted model, not a curated record. The transcript has 3 exons. NCBI's taxonomy places the organism in Eukaryota, Viridiplantae, Streptophyta, Magnoliopsida, Fabales, Fabaceae. The coding region runs from base 1 to 525 and encodes 174 amino acids. Gene Ontology annotation, molecular function: protein binding.
AUGGCCGAUAGGAUUAGCAUGUUGCCAGCGUGUGUUCUAUGCCACAUUCUUUCUUUUCUACCAACAAAACAAGUUGUUUCCACAAGUGUUCUUUCCAAGACUUGGAACCCUCUCUGGCGCUCAGUUUCCACUCUACAUUUUGACUUUCAAGGUCGAAUGUAUAACUGUGAUCUAGACAAAGAGAAGUAUUCCCGCUUUGUUCAAUGGGUGAAUGAAGUUAUCCUCUCACGAGAUUUGCAUCAACCUAUCCAAACAUUCUGCCUCAGACAUAGAACCCUCAUUGUUCUCAAGUUGAAUGGAUUAGUACUCAAAUCUAUUUCGUCCGCUGGUUUACCCUCACUUAAAAUCCUGCAUUUAGAAGAAGUUUGUUUUUUAGAAAGUAAAUAUCUCGCUGAACUUCUUUCUGGGUGUCCAGUUCUUGAGGAUUUGGUAGCGAAAGAUAUGGAAUUUGAUAAUAGUUAUCCGAGAUCUUUAACUGAUAGAAAGUUUAAAAGCCUACCCAAGGGUAUGCUGCGAGUUAUGUGA